UAGAAUAAACAUGAAUUUAAAGUUCAUUUGUGCCUGUGUGUUCAACUUAAACACUUUGCAAUAUUUAUGAUUUUUAUUGAAUAUGUAAUAUAUUUAUUACAAUCCAGUAACCGAAUUAUGUUCUAGCUAAUGUAACUAUAACUUAAAAAUUACCGAAGGUAGCAUAUAUUCAUCAUGUCUACCAGAAGAGCGAGAAUAAAAGCUGUAACAUCGUUGCCACCUAGGAGAAAAAAUAAUGAAGCAGCCGACGCCAAAAAUAAAGCACCACUAUCAAAAGAAAUAUCUGAAAUAGUUUCUAGGAGCCCUCGUACUCCCAAAGUAAAUACCGCUUUAAAUCAAGAACAAAAUGUAACACCAUACGUAAAAAGUACUUCUGAUCCCCAAACUGUAAGUGGUAAAACAACACCCAUUAAAGUCGUAAAAACUCCAAAGGUACGAGAAAAAACACCACUCAAGCUUUUGGAGACAAAUGAAAGUCCACAUAGAGAAAAUUGUUCCACUUUGCCUACAGAGAAGUCACUUCAUAAUGCUAAUUUAAGUUUUAAAUCAAAUUUUGACAAUGUUUUUGCUUCACCACUACAGAGAGACAGUCCAAAACGAACAUUUGCAUCACCUAUUGUACCAUCACCGAAAAUUAAUAAAAGUUUAGAUCAUCAAAAGUUAGCCACUCCCCAGAAAAAUAUACCAACUCCGGUAGCUCAAAAAAUUAACGAGAAUAAUGAGUUACAAAUAACUGAUAGUGUGGUCAGCAAUAUUAGUCACAAUAGUAGAUCUAAGAAGAAACAUGGAGGCAAAGAUAACCCACUUAGUAUUGAUGAUAAUUUGAAUGAAGAAGCAAUGGAUGGUAUAGUUCCACUACAACCAGCCAAUACCUUACAUAAACCUAUUGACUUGUUGAAGAAUGAAAUAAUAUCAGAAAAUGCUGAAGUAUUAUUUGACCCCAUUGUACCAUUGCCUUCACCAAGCAAAGUCCGUCCCAAGCUUCGACCAGCUCCAAGACUGGGACCUCACAGAAGAAGUAGUGUACAGGGAAGUGCAAGUGAAUCAGAAGAUGAAAGUCGUCGAAACCUCCUUGCAUCGAGUACUUCACGACAACGACAUGACUCUCACACAUCACACAGCACACAUCAAUCUUUAUCUAAUAGGGACGUUAGCCGCGUUAGAAACGAUUCUGUUUGUUCAAGUGCUAGCCAGAUCACAACACAACAACCACCACCAGGGUCACCGCUUAAAGAAAAGCAAAAUAAUAAAGCGAAACGACAGGAAAUUAGUCGCCGAAUGACAACAAUGAGGCGAAGACGGGAGAAUAUUAAACGAGAUGCCCUUACAAUGUACGACCUAAUCUUCUACAAUCCUACGUCUAACCCUAUAGUACCUGAUGAAGACGAAAUAAAUAUCAAAGAGGCAAACGUUAAGGAACAAAUGGAAAGGACAAAAAAGACUGAAGCCGUUGAGCCGGAACCAGAGAAAGACAAUGCAGCGCCAGUACCCCAAAUUAAACUUGGACCAAAGGGUGAAAUCAUACUUGAUGAAGAGAGCUUGGUCAUUAAUCAAACAAAUAGUGGUCGAGCGGUUUCAUCGGUAGUCCACGAAGGUGUCUGGGGCAACAGUAACAGCUUCAAGUACAAACGUGGUCCCAGAACUGCGGAAUGGAGUGCAGCUGAAACUGUUCGUUUCUACCGAGCACUAGCGGCUAUAGGUACCGACUUCACACUGAUGGCCCCAUUGUUCCCAGAUCGGACGAGGAAGGACUUAAAAUUAAAGUUUAAAAAAGAAGAGAAGCUAAACGGCGCGCAAGUGGACAAAGCCCUGCGAGCGAAAGUGCCCUGGGACGUGAUGAAGCUCAAGGACGAGUUCAAGGAGGAACGCGUGGCCGCCGUGAAGCGCGCGGAGCGGGAGCGGGAGCGGGUGCAGGGCGAGAAGCGCGCCGAGCGGGAGCGACUCAAGGCCGCCCGCGAGCUGCGCGUCAGGCAGAGUAAAGGAGCAAAGGCUUUGGAAUCGACGAUGUUGCCAGGUAAUACCGGACGCCACGGCCACGUCAUUACAGCUGAAGAUAUAAUCGAACGAGCGAAAUGUACUCCGCAAAAACGAAAAUCAAAUGCACCGACAACAGAAGAAACACCAUCAAAAUUGAGUCUAGCUACGUUAACUCCUCUGAGCAAAGCAAACAAGACUCAAGGCCUUCCUACACCGGAAGCUGAUAAUAUGGCAACGAUUUCGAAAUUGAACACACCAAACUUGCAAGUCAAGACACCGGAAAUUAUAAACGGCGUACCACAGUUGAUACCGUCUAAUAUUGAAACUGGAUCUUUAGUGGUAUUGACGGUUAACGAUCCAUCGUCUGCAGCCAAGAAGAUGUUCCAGACGUACAUAGCCCACGGCGCUGGACAGCUGACACCGAUCGCUUUACCAUCAACGUUAUUGAAUUCUGUCGUCGGUUACAUGGCGAAAAAUACAUCAUUGUCAUCGCCACAAAUAUUGUCACCGAGCAGUGUUGCAAGUCACGAUAGCCGGAAUAGUAAUACCCCUAGUGGCAUUACAGUGUUGCCAAGCCCGACGAAAAAACAAAGACAUAAUUCGUUUACAAUCACACAGCUUUAAGUAAUCGAUAAGUUUUAUAUUCUUAUUAAGCAUGUUUAUUUUUUUUUAUAAUGCGUGCCAAUAAAGAAAAUUUUUAUAAAUGACGGUGGGUACAUAUGUUAGUAUGGAUAGCAAAAUCAUUUUUGAUUACAUAAAUUGUGUUGAAUGGAUUACAUUUAUUCAUAAUAUAAUUAAAUUUAAACUUGUUUUGGAAUUAAAAAUAUCCUGGGAUAUUAUUGUGGAAACCAGACAACCGAUAUACUACAUAUACUGCUUUUCUUUUGUAAAUACAUACUUAUAUAGAUAAUUACACCCAGACUCAGGACAAACAGACAUGUUCACGCACACAAAUGUCUGUCCUGGGUGGGAAUCGAACCCACAACCAUCGGCGUGAAAGGCAAGUAUCUACCAACCACGCCAACCGGCUCGUUAUUUAGUUAAGUAAAUAAUAGAAAUUAAUUAUAACUUCUUAAUUCUUGAUUGUAUUAUAUUUAUUGGUAAGUAUUUUUUUCUUGGGUCUUUUUCUUAUUUUUCCUCUUACUAGAAGUACUACAAAAAUUUAACGAAGUAAUCCAAUCCGAAAUUUAACAAUAACUUCUCGCGACAUAAAAAAACUGACACUGAUUUUUUGUACAUUUAUGAAAAGGAUGCACACAGAUAUAUGUGCAUCGUCGAGCGAGAUAGCAAGAGGUCGGCCGCUAUUUAUAAAUCCUUUCCUUUAUUAGCACGGGUAGUUAUUAGUAUUAAAGUUCUGAAAAAACAGUACACUAAAAAACUUCGUUGCUUUUAUUUGUAUAAUGUCUUGGAAAAAUACAAGUAACUUUGCAUAAAAGGGUACCUUUAAACGAAAAAAUAAUUAAGUAUUUUUACAUUUAAUGCAUAGACACUGAUAUAUGCGUAGCCAGGUAAAAGGCAAGAGGGGGCAAGAAAAUCCGGCUCCCAUUCCCGAAAACAGUACAAUUUGAUAGUUUUUUUUACCUUAGUUAACCCAUCAUAAUUUUAUCUGAGUAAUAAUUUAAUCAGAUAAUUUCUCCCAUGAGGAUCUAUGGAGAGAUAUAACAAGUACAGCUAUCUUGGCUAUACUAAUGAUCAGCUUACCUGAUGCAAUUUCUUAUUUUUAUAAUAAUAAAUAAUCCUCAGAUAUUUUAAUAUAUUAUUUAAGCAAAGGUAAACAAGUGAGGUAACCAUGAUAUUUUUUAAAUCUCGCGGGAAAUAAUUAUAACUGUAGCUAAUUAUCAAAACAAGUGAUGCUUCGCAACGCUUUAAAUAGAAUACUUAAAAUAUGUAUUUUAUUAUUACAUAACAGCUGUC
Molecule: messenger RNA, 3891 nt
Organism: Nymphalis io (European peacock)
Lineage: Eukaryota; Metazoa; Arthropoda; Insecta; Lepidoptera; Nymphalidae
Gene: Bdp1
Exons: 9
Coding region: 175-2601 (808 amino acids)
Biological process (GO): RNA polymerase III preinitiation complex assembly
Cellular component (GO): transcription factor TFIIIB complex
Molecular function (GO): TFIIIC-class transcription factor complex binding
Source: RefSeq, a predicted model, not a curated record